Messenger RNA from Conger conger (European conger), 3138 nucleotides. It is a transcript of the gene rbm24b, whose product is annotated as RNA binding motif protein 24b. Lineage: Eukaryota; Metazoa; Chordata; Actinopteri; Anguilliformes; Congridae. The transcript is spliced from 4 exons. Gene Ontology annotation, cellular component: cytosol. The coding region runs from base 271 to 951 and encodes 226 amino acids. The record is from RefSeq and is a predicted model, not a curated record. Gene Ontology annotation, molecular function: mRNA 3'-UTR binding.
ACAGUUGGUCACAGCAGAGCCAAGAGGGAGAACACUUGUAAACACUUGUUUUAUUUUUGAGAACUAUCUUAACUUACGCUCCGUGUCGAGAAAAUCUACCUCGAAAAUAUUUUGUUACGUUUUUUACUGACUAUUUUUUAUGCAACUGCCGCUUCCGCCACACUUAGCUUAAUUUUAUUUAACUGAACAAUCCGUAGUGGUUAUAAUUACUGAGGAAUCAUUGCACUGUAUUUUAUUGCUCCUUAAUUUUGCACUAGUAAUUUGGUAAAGAUGCACACGACGCAGAAGGACACGACAUAUACAAAGAUUUUUGUUGGGGGUCUACCUUAUCACACCACGGACUCCAGUCUCAGGAAAUAUUUUGAAGUGUUUGGGGAAAUCGAGGAGGCAGUUGUAAUUACUGACAGGCAAACCGGCAAAUCCAGGGGUUAUGGAUUCGUGACAAUGGCAGACCGGUCCGCCGCAGAGAGGGCCUGCAAGGACCCCAACCCCAUUAUCGAUGGCAGGAAGGCCAACGUGAACCUGGCCUACCUAGGGGCCAAGCCCCGGGUUAUGCAGCCAGGAUUCUCAUUUGGUGUCCCUCAGAUCCACCCUGCAUUCAUCCAAAGGCCUUAUGGGAUCCCGGCGCACUAUGUGUACCCUCAGGCCUUUGUGCAGCCCAGUGUGGUGAUACCGCACGUCCAGCCCAGCGCUGCCGCGGCCGCGGCCAGCUCCCCGUACAUCGACUACACGGGCGCGGCCUACGCGCAGUACUCCGCGGCCGCCACGGCCGCCGCCGCCGCUGCGUACGAGCAGUACCCCUACGCGGCCUCGCCCGCGGCCGCCGGGUACGUGGCCACGGCCGGGUACGGCUACGCCGUGCAGCAGCCCCUGGCCGGGGCCGCCCCCGGAUCCACCGCCGCCUUCAGCCAGUACCAGCCCCAGCAGCUGCAGGCCGACCGCAUGCAGUAACAACCGCACAGAGGCCCGGGGGCCGCACGCUCCUACCAGACACUGAGCGGGGGGGGCAGGGGGCGGGGGGCGGGGGGCAGGGGGUAGGUAGAGGUUUCAGAGGUUGGGCCAGGGGGGAGGAGUUAGCACGGAUGAGGUUGGACGCAGGUGAGGCCGGUGGCUGGAGAUUGGUUGGUUGGUGAGGCCGGUGGCUGGAGAUUGGUUGGUUGGUGAUAGUGAGGUUGUAAUUCCUUGGCUUUCCAACUUGCAGUGGUUCUACCAAAGAAGAGAAAACCUUUUUUUAAAUCAGCAUAGCAGUAUAAGGAAAGAGAUUAAUAUUUACAUUAUUAUUAUUAUUAUUAUUAUUAUUAUUAUUACUACUACUACUACUACUACUAUUGUAAUUGUUAUUGUUGUUUUUGUUAUUUUAUUUAAAUUCAUUCGUAUUUAUUGAAGAAAACCUACUUAAGGCUGGUAUUACUGUAGGAAAUACCUUAAUCCCACUAUUGUUACAGUGAAUAACUUAGGAGAGAGUUUUCUUUGAGCAUAAAAUAGAGGUAUCCUGAUGUGUUCAUUCUGAAACCCCUUUAAUCAUAUUUAUUGUCAUUUUACAAAUCUUUUUGUACUGUCUUGACAAGUGCAUUGAAGUUUUUUCUUUUCCAAUGAUCAGGUAUUUUACAAUGAAUUUAAAAACCUCUACAGAUCAGGGAAUUGUAGAAAUAAGCAUGAUGAAAAGACAAAGAAAACCAGAAAUCAGUUGUUGUUUAUAUCACACGUAAGGACUACCUUUCAUCUUCCGAAUGCUGAAUGUCCCUAUAUUACUUUUAUCUUGACCUAUGCAACGCAAGCGAAUAAAAGCAAAAAAGAACACAAAGAAUUAUUGCAGGAGAGAGCUGAAGGAUUUAUUUCAGAUGUAGUCUGUACAAAGGGCAUCAAACAAAGGCACCCGCAAAGACAGAAGGUUUCAGACACGAAGCGAACACAGAAUUAAAAAAACACACCGCUCCAGUUUAAUGUCUCUCUCUCUCUCUCUCAGACUUACACACACUCGCACACACACACACACACACACACUCUCGCAGCAGCAUGGCGGAGGCCCGCUCCUCUCCCUUCUGCUCCGGUCGUGUGGGAUCAGAUGGGAGCCGCUCUCCGCACAAUUGGUGACGGCGACAGAGCUCUCUGGAAAGGAUGCAUUGCUUGUGCUCCUCUGAUGAGUUGUCACAUUUUAAUCCCCCCUACCCCGUCCGUUUGGGAACGAACCCCAACUGCUGGCGUCAGCAUUUCCAAUUCUGUCCUGGAUCAGGGGCUGGAGACAGAGCAGGAGCCACCUCCAGCCACAACAGAGACCUUUCAGUCUGUGAGUCGCACCUGUCCAUCGGUCCGUUAGUAUUAACCUUCCUCAGUGAAACGCGGGGGAACGGAUCGAGCUGGUGGACAGAGGGAGAGGGAGGCAAUGUGAAGCUUUAAUUAGUAUGUGGUUCUUAUUGUGCCUUAUAAUAUUUGUAUAGCUAUUUAAGAUAACAGAUAUUUAUUUUGAGAGUUUGACUAUGUUGAGCACUAAGGAAAGGGACUUAGUGGCGGUACUGUAUAAAUUAAAAUGAUGUUUUCAUCUCAUGGCAUAUAAGUUAUUAAGUAGAUUUUAGUUUGUAGCAUUAACAUAUUCAACCAAAAAUGAUGACUAGGAUUUAUUUAAGAUACAAAUCUGUAUGUGCACUGUACAAAUAUAUAUUUUUUUCCUUUUGAAUUUUAGGAUAUGACAUUAAAUAUUUUUUAGUCUAUUGCCUUUUCUAUGAAACAUUUUAAGUGCAGCCUUGCUCUUUAUUAGACGGGCAACAGCAUUGCAGCAGCAGCAAUGGAGCGAAACGCUGCUUUAUACAUUAGAAUGUAUCGUCUUUGCCUAGUUUGGAUAGCUGUGCUUUUACUGUAAUCUUCAUCAGAUGAACUAUUUUACACUAUUGGGAAUUUUUUUAUACUUGAACUAUUUCUUACAAGGGAAAAUAUGAAAAAAAAAAAACAUGACAUAACUUUUUAAGAAAGCUUUUCAUUGUCACUGGAUUAUGUUAUGUAAAGUGUUUGGACAAAUGGCGAGAAAGACGUGUUAUUUGCUAUUUAAAUGCAAAGGUCCUGUUGAUUUUAAAAUGUAAGAUUUAAGAAUUUCAAUUCUGUGUACUCUAAGCAAUAAAAUAAAGUUAUAAAUCUAUAUACAUA